Pogona vitticeps (central bearded dragon) is the source of this 5952-nucleotide messenger RNA. It is a transcript of the gene BIN1, whose product is annotated as bridging integrator 1. NCBI's taxonomy places the organism in Eukaryota, Metazoa, Chordata, Lepidosauria, Squamata, Agamidae. Gene Ontology annotation, molecular function: tau protein binding; phospholipid binding. The record is from RefSeq and is a predicted model, not a curated record. Gene Ontology annotation, cellular component: plasma membrane; synaptic vesicle; cytoplasm. Gene Ontology annotation, biological process: regulation of endocytosis.
UGCGCUGUCUCUUUAAAAGGCUGUAUCCUCCUCGUCCCUAGCGCUUGAAGUGGGCUAUGGCCAUUGUUUCGCUCCUGGUCGGGCUCCCCUUUCCUCCCAGCCUGAUUAACUGACUCGCCACCGCACCGUUUUAAAACACACAGAGCCACACAGACCCCCGGACGGCAAGAUGGCUGAGAUGGGCAAGGGAGUCACCGCCGGGAAAAUAGCCAGCAAUAUGCAGAAGAAACUCACCCGGGCCCAAGAGAAGGUUCUCCAGAAACUUGGCAAAGCUGAUGAAACAAAAGAUGAGCAAUUUGAACAGUGUGUGCAAAAUUUCAACAAACAACUGUUCGAAGGAAGCAAGCUGCAGAAAGAUCUCCGGACAUACCUGGCAGCAGUAAAAGCAAUGCAUGAGGCCUCCAAGAAACUGACAGAAUGUUUGCAAGAAGUGUAUGAGCCAGACUGGCCAGGAAGAGAUGAUACUAACAAAAUAGCAGAGAACAGUGACUUGCUAUGGACAGAUUUCCAUCAGAAGCUGGUGGAUCAGGCACUGCUAACUAUGGACACCUACCUCGGCCAGUUUCCAGACAUAAAAUCUCGCAUAGCUAAACGGGGAAGGAAACUUGUAGAUUAUGACAGUGCCAGACAUCAUUAUGAGUCUCUACAGACUGCAAAGAAGAAGGAUGAAACUAAAAUUGCCAAGCCUGUCUCGUUGCUUGAGAAAGCUGCGCCUCAGUGGUGCCAAGGGAAACUACAGGCGCAUCUCGUAGCUCAGACUAAUCUGCUGCGGAACCAGGCUGAAGAAGAGUUAGUAAAAGCCCAGAAGGUGUUUGAGGAGAUGAACAUUGAUCUUCAGGAAGAAUUGCCUUCACUAUGGAAUAGUCGUGUUGGUUUCUAUGUCAACACAUUCCAGAGUAUUGCUGGACUAGAAGAGAACUUCCAUAAGGAAAUGAGCAAGUUGAACCAAAACAUGAAUGAUGUCCUUGUGAAUCUAGAUAAAGUACAUGCAACAAGCACCUACCCUGUUAAAGCUCAGCCAAGAAAGAAAACUAAACUGUUCUCCAGACUGAGGAAAAAGAUGAGCAGCGAUAGCACAAAAGCAAACAAAGCCCCCUCAUCUCCACCUGAUGGGGCCCCCAUCACUAGCCCAGAGACCAAGGCCGUCAACCAUGAGCCAGAGCCAUCCACUUUGGAAGCCCCUGGGGGAGGCAUCCCUAAGUCUCCAUCUCAGUUGAGGAAAGGCCCUCCUGUGCCACCACCUCCAAAACUCACUCCGUCCAAGGAGAUGAAGCAGGAGAACAUCAUCAACCUGUUUGAUGACAAUUUUGUCCCAGAGAUCAGUGUGACAACCCCCUCACAGUUUGAUGCUCCUGGGCCCUUCCAGGAGGGAGCAAGCCUGUUGGAUCUGGAUUUUGACCCUAUUAAGCCAGAUAACAGCCCCAUAGGGAAGUCUCCUACGCCUGCAGCUCAGUCUUUGCCUUGGGACUUAUGGGAGCCUGAAAAGACUCCCUCUAGCAGCGUGCAAUCUAUGGAUCAGGUUCCUGCCGAUAAUCCUAGCAAUAGUGCAUUCGUGGUGGACUGGCCUGACCAGACCACUGAGACUGAGAUCAGCCAAUCCACAGAAGCCGCUCCUGCUGGUGCUGAGGCAGCUGGCAAAGAAGCAGUAGCUGGAGCUGAAGCUGCUAAAACCGAAACUGACUCAGGAUCCGCCUCAAGCUCUCUGCCUGCUGUAGUUGUGGAGACUUUCCCAGCCGCGGUCAAUGGAACAGUUGAGAGUGGAGCCUCCUCUGAAAGGGCGGACAUGCCGCCAGGUUUUCUGUUUAAAGUCCAAGCCAUGCAUGACUAUGCUGCCACCGAUGCUGAUGAAUUACAACUGAAGGCUGGGGAUGUUGUCCUGGUGAUUCCAUUUGACAACCCCGAGGAGCAGGAUGAAGGAUGGUUGAUGGGUGUAAAAGAAUCUGACUGGCUUCAGCACAAAGAACUUGACCAAAGUCGAGGAGUUUUCCCAGAAAAUUUCACAGAGCGCGUGCAGUGAGGCCCCAUGGCUCCAAUGUGGCUUCUCUUCAGCAGGAAAAGGUGUUUUGUCCCCACAUCCCCUUGGGGAUAGCCUAAAAAUAAGAGAAUUUUAAAGGAACAAAAGCAUAAAAAGGUUGGAUUCUUCACAGAACAUAAUGUUUUAGAAGUACAGUACAUUGAAUUCAGAGUGUUGUUAUCAAAUAUAUAGGUCAUAAAGAAAGAUAGGUUGAAAACAAUCCCCUUUACUUUUUUGUUUGAACAGUGCUAAUGUUAAGAAGAUUAUCACCAAAAGGCAGAGUCAUUUUGUGAAAAUUGGCGUUAGGGUGUGUUUGGCAUAAUAAGCCGUGAAAUACUGUCCCGUUAUCCUGACACUACACAAUAAUGUUUACCUUUGUGGGAAGGUGAAGUCAACCUGUCUUGUGGCUGAAGUUGCUUAUGUGGCAUCCCCUGAAUUUCAGACCUUUCAGAUUACUCGAACCUGCUGCCAUAAGCCUGUUAUGCUGUUGAAAAGAAAUAUUUAGUGUACAAUGUUCACAAAUUAUGAUUAUGUAUAUGUGUGCGAGUGUGUUGUUCUUCCUUUGGAAACUCUAAUAAGACCUGUGGUUUUAUACAUUGAAAUGCAAACAAAAUAAACUCCUGAGUGCAUAUCAGAAAGAAAGAUGAGGAAGCUAUGCCUCAUCCAAAGCUGCUUCAAGGAUGUGAGUUAGCCUAUUACAUUGGUAUCUUUUUGUCCUUUUAAAAAUGCUAUACAAGUAUAAAAAUAGCUUUAUUUGGUUUUUUUAAAACAAAUAUUAACCUAUUGCUGAUUUAGUAAACCAAACUUAGAAUGAGCAGAAGCUGGCUUAAAAUCCAAGGGAGAAACGAAGAGAGAAAUGUAAAAGAAUAACAUGUCAAAAAGAACAUGUUGGCUGGAAUCCUGAUGGUGUUUGUAUAAGGUUUGCAUAACUUUCCAGCCAGCUGACAAUGUGCAAGAGCGCAUCUUGCUUACAUGAUGAACUAUGUGACCAGGCACUCAACUGAGAUGUCUCCUGGCACCUCAGCAACUAGCUGCAAUUGGCUGUUGCAAGUUACUCAGUCCUUACACAAAUACCAACAGGUUCAACCUGGCCAUGAUUGCAUUUUGUUUCCACUGAUGGGAACAAAAAAAAAUUGCUUUCAGUUUUCAGCCAGUUCUGCUGAAUCCCAUUGCUUUUGCCAAAAUCAGCACCCUUGUCUUUCUCCUGUAGUCCCAUAGGCACCCUAAAAUCCUUGAAGCUUCAUGGGUACCACAGAAGACUGCAGCAGGAGGGGAAGGAAGUUCUGACUCCAAUAGAAUUGGAUACCAAAGUAUAUUGCUGGAAUAUGGCCUUUAAUUUCUCAGUAUUUGUGGGGAAAUUGUGCAUGCAAGCACCUCAUUUAUUUGUUUUGUCCCAUCCACAGUUGGUGAAUGUCCAAAUCUUUUCAGCACUGAUUAAGCUGUAAGAAUGUCCUGUGCUUUGCAAAUUCAACCAGCUGUGCUGCCUGUCAGGAGCUGUUCCAUUGUGUUACUACCAAAUGUUUGUUCUGUACAGUACCACUACUGCAGGUGGCUCUGUAGUACAGAGGCCUCCUAGGAGGCUACCUUGGUACGCUGGUGGAGGUUGUUGCUUAUCCAGUAAUCCCUUCUCAUGCGCUGUACCCGUGCAACUCCCUGGGCCUGCUUGCAAGGUCAUUGCUUGUGGCAAGCAUGCUGGUGGAGCAAUUUGCACACACUAUCUUAAACAUGUAUUGGCUCAUGCAGUGGUUCAUAGAUAAUUCACAUCUUAUUUUUAAAAAAACAAGUUGGUUGAAAUUUUUCAGUUUUCAAGCAUUGUAAUCUAAACUGCCAUUUUGAAAAUGGCACCCCUGUGUUUACUACAAUGGUUUCAGACUUUAUUUUAGGAAAACUGAGGUCUGCUCGGAUUAGCAUAUGUUCUUCAGUGAGAAGGCCAGCAGUGGAGGGGCAGCUUUCUUACAAAUCAGCUCAGUGUUAAUUAUCUCCCCUACAAUGCGGAGCUGUCUGUUUUUUUAGGCAGCACUUUAUGCAGGGCAGCCAUGGCACCUAACAGGCCUGACCUGUUGAACUGAACAUGCCCCUUGGAAUUUCUCCUAGAAUCCUUUUGUCAUGCAGAGGAUACAUCACUAAUCAAGGUUGGGAAGACUUCCUCAUGGUAGAUAGGGUGAACACCAUGGGUCUAAUGUAUUUGCAUUUGCAUUGCUCCUCUUAUUUGUUUGUUUAUUCUGUGCAUUAUGAUGAGCAAGCAAAUUACUAGGCAGUUGGUAGAGUGAACAAUGAAUCUAUCAGUAGCAACAGGUUUGCUUUCUCCAAGCACCGCUGUACUGAACAGGACUUUAAACUUUCCGAUUUACGAACUGACUUCCUGAACGUAAGUUCGUAAAUCAAGGGUUGACUGUACUUGAAUGACUGAUGUAGCUAGGGAGCUCCUCAGAUCCUUUUAUGGCUGGGUUCGUUUGUUUCCAAAUUCUGUACUGAUUUGUUUUAAAUGCUUUUUCUGUUUUGGCGUGAAGGUAUUCCUUUAGGACAGGAUAUCUCCUCUUGCAUUGAAAUAACAUGUGAGAUUGUUAUAUUGAAUAAUCCCACAAAAUGUUUUUAGAAAGGCAUGGCAAGCCAUGUUGGACCCCAAAAAUAAAAUAAAAUCAAGUUAAACUUAAAAUAGCUUUUAGGAGCAUAAAGUAUGUGUGAGACUGCCAACAAUACAGGACUUUAGGUCCAAAGAGGAAGCUUUUGUUUUACUUGGUAACAAGUCAUUAGUCCAGCUAUGUGUUGCCAAUGUAAAUAACCAUCAAUAAUGUCAAUAAUGCCUACAUAAAGCCCAGGAAUUUGGAGAGUAUACUGUGAAUGCUGUAGAUUAGUUACAAUUGCUUAUCACUUACAACCACUUAAGUUCUCUUUUGGGGAAGGACUAGUCUUUAUGGUAGUGUUUUAAAGACUGCAUUUUACUCAUUGGGGCUUUAAAAAGAUCAGUAAAUUCUGGAUUUAAUGACAUAUCCUCCAGCCACACUUCCUAUUAUUCAGAUUCCUCUGUAUCCUGGAAUGCAGAUCUCCUGAAACUCACCCACUGCAAGUGUGGACACUAUGGCACGGUUGGUGUACAGAGUUGCUGCAACAUAUUUGUCUCAUUACAGCCUGUCCUUUUUAAAAAAAGUAUUUUUGUGCAUUUAUAAAAAUGAGGCUGUCCUUCUAAGAGAAAGAUUGUGAGGCAUCUGUAAAAGAAUAUUAACUAAAAAUGUCUUUAUCCAACGAGAAAGUAUAAGUGUAAUAUCUAUUUUUUUGCAAAAAGGAAAAAAAAUCUGACCCUGUGGAUUUUCUUUUUAAAAAGGAGGCUGGUAGUGGUGGUGAUAUUAUAAAUUUCCAGAAUUAAAGUGUGACACUUAUAUUGCUUCUCUAGUUGCUAGGGCAUAUAAUACCUGUUUUAUUUUUUAUUUUUUGCUGACUUCAUAUUCAUUGUUUCUUUUCUUGACAUUUGUGUCUGAUUAUUCACAGAAGUGUUACAAAAAUGUUUUUGUUGUGGAAAAGCAGCCAUUCAGUACUGUAUUGUGUCUUUACUGGUUAUGUAUUCUGAUGCUGUACAAAAUGGUAUAGCGCUUGGCCUUUAAAAUGAUGGUUGAUAAGCUUGUAGUUCUCAGGUUUCAUCAGUUUUCUUCAGUUGCUGCAGCAGGGAAACGGGUCUCUUUCACUUGAUCUCAAUUUGCUUCUGAAGAAAUCUGCUCAAUGAUGAAGGCAUAAUUCAGCUGAAAUUAACAGCAACUGCUUCAUGUGGACAAGUAAAAUUCCCAUUAGAAUAGAAUAUGCUUGUAUUUGGGAUUCAGUGAUUGACUGAUGAGAUGAAUCAAUUCAAAAUAUCUUUAGCUAACUAAGAUGGUUCCCAAUCAACCAACAGUUUUUUUUAAAAUAUAGAGCAUAUAACAUUUAAUAAAAGCUGCAGACAACAAUCA